AUGGAAACAGCGCGCUUCUACACGAAUGACUCUGACCUUCUGAUCCUAGGUCUCUAUGGUGUCUUUCUAGGCUAUCAAUUGUGCAACAAGACCCGGUCAUAUCGACCCCGGCAUCCAGCUCUUUUCUGGCAUGUUCUCGCAGGCCUCAUUGAGCUGGUGCUCUACUACCGCAACCCGCAGUGUGGUAGAGGGGCGGUCAUCGCAUGCUGGGUACACUCCUUUACCUCUCUGGCUUUGGUGAAAGGGCUUCCUAAUGGCUAUCCCCCGCAUACCCGACCCGUAUACCAGGCCGGCUCCCUCAUGAGAUCAGCGUUGGUAGUGCACGCCUACAUCACCCAGACCGCUAUGGACUACCACUCCAGCAUCAUGCCCUUGCACGGUUUUGUGUACACUCGCGCGUUGAUCUUUUUGCUGGGAACCAUGGGGCCUACUCGGAGUUUCGUGAAGAACGUCAACAGCCCGUUUGUCUAUGCACAAUCAGUCCUGGGGGCGGCUCUGAUUUCGGUGAGCCACUGCCGGGGUUCGUGGCCUGUCCCAGCAUAUCUGGUCUUAGUCCACGGAUUGGGUAAGUUGAGUCUACGGGUGCAAGAAAAGUACCAGUCAUGCCGGUAG
Molecule: messenger RNA, 612 nt
Organism: Aspergillus homomorphus CBS 101889
Lineage: Eukaryota; Fungi; Ascomycota; Eurotiomycetes; Eurotiales; Aspergillaceae
Exons: 3
Coding region: 1-612 (203 amino acids)
Source: RefSeq, a predicted model, not a curated record